This is a messenger RNA of Ostertagia ostertagi, 438 nucleotides long. Lineage: Eukaryota; Metazoa; Nematoda; Chromadorea; Rhabditida; Trichostrongylidae. The record is from the annotation of a GenBank genome assembly.
AUGGUGAAUAACUUAGCGAACGGUGUCAACAUUUCGACAGUCAAAAGCAAGGAUGAAUUGCCUAAUUCGAUCAUCGUUACACAGGUGCCUGAGGAAGUAUUCACAAAUCCCGAGCACAAAGAGAACUUUUGUCAGUUGUUCACGCAGAUCGAGGAGAACAUUCAUUUCGAUUUCUUGAAAAGCUUCCGACGCGUUCGAGUUAUUUUUAGGCAAGUCUGUUGUUACAUAUCUCAAAUUGUUUGUCGUUCCAUUCAUCACUUUUUUAGCACUCCCGAAAGUGCGACAGCUGCGAAACUUAUCGUACAAGGCUUCUCUUUCCAUGGACAUGAAAUGAAGGCAUUUCUUGCGCAGGAAAUGGCACCGGUUAUUUGUAAUUUCGAUUUGAUGGCACGGCUGGCAUCGUUUGCUCUGGAGGACAAAUCGUUCAAGGGUCAAUGA